CCACCGGCCACGUUGUAGCUGGUCAGAAUGCUUCCCCGCGCCACCUUCCAAACUUUUUCCGCCGCCGCCAAACCCAAAGGGCCGAUCAUCAAACACUCAUUCAAACCCAUAGAAAUCUUUCUCUCCUCCCCUUCUUCCCCCAUCUCUUCCACCACCCAUACUCCCUCAAAAUCGAACCAUCCUCGACAACAAGAAGAAGACCAAAAUCCCAAGAGGCCAUACCAGAGUUCCUCCUCUUCAUCGCUUGCAGCAUUUGUUAUAGCCCACAAUGAACAUCUCGCAACUCAUAUUUUACUUCGUUUGCCCCCAAAAUCCCUUCUUCGCUUCCAGUCUGUUUCCAAACAAUGGCAAUCAAUCAUUUCCAACCCCACUUUCCGCCGUCUCCACUCGCGGCGUCGCCCCACUACCACUGCCUCCUGCUCCCCUCCCGGGAUGCUUUUGUUUCCGUUUCGUUUUCCCCGUGUUCUCGAUUUCAUUGCGUUCCGCCAGGAGGAGGUAAAUUCAAUGGCCAACAUCGUUUCUCACUUGAAUACUUUCCUUUACGGGCCCCGCAACAUUUUAGCUUUACAUUCUUGCAAUGGUUUAUUAGCUAUAGUGUUUGAUGUCGAUAAUCGUGAAGAAUUUGUGGUUUACAAUCCUACUACUCGGGAGUCUAAGCUUGUUCCAAUAAUUGAAACUGAACGUAGCUAUAGAGCUCUGAAUAUUGUGUUUGAUCCUGAAAAGUCUGAUCACUACAAGCUUGUUUACACAUGGUUAGAUACCUCUGGAAUUUAUGUUCAUAGAAUCUCAGUGUAUUCAUCUGAAAAUGGGGUUUGGAGGAAUACUGAAGAGACGGCUACUGACGAUUUAUGUUAUGAUAGGGGAGUGUCAUGGAAUGGUGAUCUUCAUUGGAUUGGUCCAUGGAAUUACAGUGCGUGCUUUGACGUCAGUAACGAGCGCCUUAGGCCACUUAGGUACACCAUAAGGACGCCCGAGUUCGAGGAACAUGGAGAUGAUUGGUAUUUUGGGGAGUCAGGGGGCCAUCUGUUUUAUAUUCAUCCAAAUGAGCCUUAUGGAACGCUGCUUGAUUUUUUCGAGUUGGAGUCGGAGAGGGACUGUCUUCGUUGGAAUGUCAAGUAUCAUGUUGAUCUUACUCCUUUGACUACUCUGUAUCCACAGAUGAUAAAGGAGGAAUAUGAUCCCACGUUCGACGAGCCAUGUGCAUUCUAUAUAAUUGGUUUUCUUGUGGAUGACAAAGAGAAGAAAGCAACGCUUGUGAUAUCACUUGCUGAUAAAAUCAUUUCUUGUGAUUUUAACAACUUGACUUUGAUGGAGCUUGCUGAUGUGGAGGUGGAUACAAAUUAUGGUUUUCCUGACAAUGAUGUCUACAGAUGGGAUUUCGCUUUUCAACAUGUCGAGACACUAGCUUGUCUUUAAUUCCUCUCAAUCCUGUUUUGCAGUCCCUGCAUUUUCCUACUCAUCAAUAGUCAGAUUGGUAAUGUUGGGCAAUGGUAGUGUUGUCUUUGACAAGUGUUCUUGUGGAGACAUGUACGAUAUUGUCCUGGGGAAUCGAUUAUAAUGUAUCUUAGCAGCUUCUAGAUGGCAAAGUCAUUUCUUAUGGUAUUGAUGAUAUGACUGUUAAAAAGGUUGCUGAAGUAGUGCUGGAGAAGCUUUACUAUUCCUCGAGGGAUGUCUCAAAGUACAAAUGGAGCGAAGCCUAUCAGCACAUUGAUAUGUUAGCUUGUGUACAAUUGGUCUAUGUCUAUUUAGUAUAUGUUGUUAGUGACUUCCUGCUCACUGGAUUUGCCUGCUGUGAAAUAUCAUUGAGAUGUGGAUUUUUCCUA
Coffea arabica (coffee) is the source of this 1823-nucleotide messenger RNA. NCBI's taxonomy places the organism in Eukaryota, Viridiplantae, Streptophyta, Magnoliopsida, Gentianales, Rubiaceae. The record is from RefSeq and is a predicted model, not a curated record.